Messenger RNA from Mizuhopecten yessoensis (Yesso scallop), 1070 nucleotides. RefSeq names its product glyoxylate reductase/hydroxypyruvate reductase-like. Gene Ontology annotation, cellular component: cytosol. The record is from RefSeq and is a predicted model, not a curated record. Gene Ontology annotation, molecular function: hydroxypyruvate reductase (NADH) activity; NAD binding; glyoxylate reductase (NADPH) activity. Lineage: Eukaryota; Metazoa; Mollusca; Bivalvia; Pectinida; Pectinidae. The coding region runs from base 61 to 1047 and encodes 328 amino acids. The transcript has 3 exons.
UCUAUUCGUAUUCAGAUCCGGUAACAAAGUCCUGGAUGCGGAGCAACUUAAAGAUCAGGGAUGUCUGAACGCCCCAAAAUAUUCGCCACCAGGGGUAUCCCUUCCCCUGGGAUGGAUCUACUUCAGGAAGAGUGUGACGUCACAGUAUGGCCCCACGCCCGUAUCAUCAGCCACGAGGAGUUGGAGGAGAGUGUGGUAGGAGUAGAUGGGAUUCUCUGCCACUAUAUCAACAAAAUUGAUGAUCACAUUCUAGACGCGGCCGGUCCAAAUCUCAAGGUCGUUGCCACGUUUGCUGUUGGAUACGAUUUAAUUGACGUAGAAGCAUGUCAUAAGCGUAAUGUCCGAGUUGGUCACACUCCUAAUGUGCUGUCUGAUUCCGUGGCCGAACUAGCUGUGGCCCUGAUCCUGGCCUCGUCACGUAGACUGAGACAAGGUAUGGCUGCCAUAACGAAUGGCCUUGCAGACGGUAAGUGGGAGAACGGCCUUUAUCUCUGUGGGCCUGAGACCAAGGGAUCAACCGUAGGGAUCGUCGGUCUAGGAAGAAUUGGUCUGGCAGUCGCCAGGCGUCUGAAGGGAUUUGAUGUCGCCAAGUUUCUCUACUAUGACGUUAAUGAAGUCCCUUGGGCGGCAGAAGUCUCUGCAGAGUUUACAUCGUUCGAGAAGCUUUUAACUGAAUCAGAUUUUGUUGUGGCCUGCUGUUCCAGCAACACUGACAACUGGGGUUUAUUUGACAAGGCGGCUUUCAAGAAGAUGAAAAGUUCGGCUGUGUUUGUUAACGUCACCCGAGGAGUACUGGUCAAUCAGGACGACUUGUACGAAGCCUUGACUACUGGACAGAUCUUUGCCGCCGGCUUGGAUGCAACAACUCCCGAACCGAUUUCCAAGGACCACCCACUGGUCAAACUGGAUAAUUGUGUCAUUUUGCCACACAUUGGAAGCUCCACAACUGCCACAAGAAACACCAUGUCUAUCAUGACAGCAAAGAAUAUAUUGGCCGGCAUAAAAGGAGAGCCCCUAGUUCAGUGUGUAAAGAAUAACGAAAAUUAAUAAAGAAACAUUUUGAGUAUGUU